AUGGUAUCUAUACAGAAGAGAAAAUUGACUUUGGUUAAGUGUUAUAGGCUCAACUCCACCAAAGUCCACCUUCAUCAACAAAGGAUUCAUAAAUAUCCUUUGCGAGUUACAAGGGGAACUAGAGGCGGUGCAAGGCGAAAGGCUAAGGAAGUUGUAGAUGAGGUUUUUGUUGUCAAACCAACAAAGCGACAAAAAUUGAAAAUGAAAGUGAAGCCAUCUAUUGUGGAUGAAGAAAUGGAGGAUGAUGUGGAUGAGAAAACUAACAGUGAUGUUCUGGUGGAGCCUGAUGUUAAAAAUGAAGAAGACAUUGUGAGGUCUUCAGAACAUAUUCCUAAGUCUACAAAGCGACAAAUUAAUGUUUUGAUUCCAACUCCAAUUAUGAAUCUUAAUGCUUCUCAAGGUCCUCAUGUAUCUACAAUUCCAAAUCCCACUACUACUCAAAUUCCAACUACAACAUAA
This is a messenger RNA of Lactuca virosa, 459 nucleotides long. NCBI's taxonomy places the organism in Eukaryota, Viridiplantae, Streptophyta, Magnoliopsida, Asterales, Asteraceae. The record is from the annotation of a GenBank genome assembly.